AAAUUGGCAUGUGCUGGCCAGAAAGGACAUUUCCAUGUUUAUGACAUUCAUCGGCCUGAAGACAAUGCAAAAAUGUUUGAAGGCUUUCGAAUUCGAUGCCUUUAUGCUUGUAGUGAUGGAAAAACAGUUUUGGCUGCAGAUACUCACAACAGGCUAUUUUACUUUAAAAAUUAAAAUAAUUAUUGAGAGAGAGAGGGGGAGGGAGGGAAGGGUUGGGGGGUUUUAG
Meloidogyne enterolobii is the source of this 226-nucleotide messenger RNA. NCBI's taxonomy places the organism in Eukaryota, Metazoa, Nematoda, Chromadorea, Rhabditida, Meloidogynidae. The record is from the annotation of a GenBank genome assembly.